AUGGAGCCUAGCAGAAAAGGUUGGCACAUGAUUGAGAUUGUUUCGGUCUUGGUCUUUCUGUGCCUAGUCUCGGUGGCGCUACGAGUCAUUGCUCGCAUUCGGAGGAGAGUCGGGUUCGAUGUCGAUGAUUAUCUGAGUAUUGUGUCCAUGGUGCUACUCAUUGGCAUGUUGGCCGAGCUGGUUCUCUGGUGUACGAUUGGAGGCAAUGGAGCUCACAUUGCAGAUCUUUCUGCGCACACCAUCAAGAACUAUUGGAAGAUCUUCCUCGCCAACCAAUUUACAUACUUCGUCCUCUGCCCCUGCAUCAAGAUCUCGAUCAUCUGCUUCUAUCGACGCAUCUUCGCAACCCCAAAAUUCCAAUGGGUCAGCUUCGGCUUAAACUGCUUGAUUGCCGCCUGGGCUACAGGAAUCUUCCUCGCAUGCGCGGGGCAAUGUCGACCCCUACGGGCCUACUGGGACCACAGCGUUGAGGGGAAAUGCUUCAAUGCACAAGAAUUCAUCAUCGUCAACCAAGCCUUCAAUGUACUAAUGGACUUCGUCAUCCUCCUACUUCCAGUCCCAAUGAUCUGGAACCUUCACCGCGCCUGGCAAGACAAGCUCGCGCUGAAUGGUGUAUUCGCCCUCGGUGCGUUCGUCUGUUUCGCCAGUAUCUACCGCAUCAUCGCGCUCUUCUGGAUCAACCCGACAGACCCAACAUUCACCGUCUACCAGGCGACUCUGUGGACGCACAUCGAGCCCGCCGUUGGCUUGAUCUGCUCUAAUCUGCCGGUCAUCCGUGGCCUGUUCCCCGCCCUCAAGCUCAAGAGCUCCCGAAAUGGAACCGGGCCUGGGUAUAUCAAUACCGACUACACGAAUUCUUUGUUUUUGUCGAAGUCUAGUCCCCGCUCGCCGGAUCUCGAGUACAUCAAGAUGUACAAUGCGCAGAUUGAGAGUAAAGCGCCCGGUUAUCUCGGUGAUGAUCUCCAUCCGCGGAAUAUCAAUGUUCAAACGGAUAUUUCCAUCCUCCCGAGCAAUGAUUCGACUGCUAAGCUGAACACUUGA
Messenger RNA from Penicillium paradoxum, 1041 nucleotides. RefSeq lists its product as uncharacterized. The transcript is spliced from 3 exons. The record is from RefSeq and is a predicted model, not a curated record. Lineage: Eukaryota; Fungi; Ascomycota; Eurotiomycetes; Eurotiales; Aspergillaceae. Bases 1 to 1041 code for a protein of 346 amino acids.